UCCUCCUCCAUCCGCGCGCUCUCGUGGAGUUUUGGAGCGUCACGUUAUGAUGGAGCGCGCGCUCCCGCGUCGCUCCCGGUCCCUAUAUCUGUCAUCCGCCACAAGAGCUGACAUCACGCAGAGGAUUACAAUGUCAAAUGUUUUAGGGUCGCGUCGCGGCGAGUUUAUGGCUUCCCCGCACGCGCUUCAGAGGAAUUCCCGUCACCACUUUCUCGAACAACCGAUCAAAUAUUAACUUUGACGAGGUCCUCUCCUCACAGCCCCACGCAGGAUGCAUUCAAGUUAAGAAGGUAUGUGCGUGUGAGCUCCUCCUCCAUCAUGCUGGGGCCCCAACUGGACCGCAACCGCCUGGUCCCCCCAAUGGACGUCUCCAACGGCAACCAUUGUCAGAUGGGGGCGAGCGACAGAGGGCUGGAUGAAGUGUGUCUGUACCAGACCGCUGCCUGCACUCUCUACUCUGAAGCGCACACACCCACGCCGCUAAGAGCCACUGCUAGUGCUAACACUAACGCUAACGCAUCAGCUGGCUCACACGCCAUCCUGCGCACACACACUGCGGAUCACGGUCUGCAACAAGGCUGCUCCCAUCCAGAGGUGGAAAUGCCAAGUCUGGAACAUAAGGUCCUGGACAGGGGGUCUCGCGGGGCCUGUGGGAGGAACCGGGGAUCCAUCACUAGGUCCUCAGAAGGAUACGGGACAGAGGAGGAGUGUGUGUUGUCUGACCCCCAAGGAGAGAGUGACGCCGACGCUGACAUAGAGGACACAGACUGCAGGCUCCAGGAGCCGGGUAGCCUCCAGCGAAUCAGCUCACGGCGGCGCAAGCGUCCGCGGCCGACGCGCCAGGACACCACGGAGAGCGAGGACGACGGGGGGCGGAGCCAGCGGACCCCCCGCUGGAACCCCCGGCUCAGCCCCCACCGCGGCCACAGCAGGACCAUCCUGGAGGAGAGCGUCUCUCAGGUCAGGCCGCUGGUCAUCCGUCGACCGAGCGCCGAGGUGCAGACGGCCGGCAGCCCGGAGGCUUCCGGAGGCCCCAAGCCAGCGCUGUGGCCCUCGGCCCCUCCCCUGCCCCCCCGUCUCCUCCUGCUCCUCCUCCUCCUCCUCCUCCCCCUCUCCCUGGUCCUCCUGCUCCUCUUCAGACCCUGGGCUGGUGCCUGA
Messenger RNA from Gadus morhua (Atlantic cod), 1158 nucleotides. RefSeq lists its product as uncharacterized. Bases 319 to 1158 code for a protein of 279 amino acids. The record is from RefSeq and is a predicted model, not a curated record. The transcript has 7 exons. Lineage: Eukaryota; Metazoa; Chordata; Actinopteri; Gadiformes; Gadidae.